This is a messenger RNA of Penicillium argentinense, 2856 nucleotides long. RefSeq lists its product as uncharacterized. The transcript has 3 exons. Gene Ontology annotation, biological process: phosphatidylinositol dephosphorylation. NCBI's taxonomy places the organism in Eukaryota, Fungi, Ascomycota, Eurotiomycetes, Eurotiales, Aspergillaceae. Gene Ontology annotation, molecular function: phosphatidylinositol-4-phosphate phosphatase activity. Gene Ontology annotation, cellular component: endoplasmic reticulum. The record is from RefSeq and is a predicted model, not a curated record. The coding region runs from base 1 to 2856 and encodes 951 amino acids.
AUGCCGGGCUUGCUGCGGAAACUGGCCAUCGUUGCCGCGGUCGACGGCUUGAUCCUGCAUGCGCACGGCGUCAACGGACCCCGCCCCAAUAAUGGAAGUAACAACGAGGCCUCGUCGAUUCGAAUCGACUAUAAGACCAACAAGAUCACCGCAUUGCCAGCAUCGGCCUCGGGGACAUUAGAAGGCCGCGACGUUUUGGAGGCGUACGGUCUGGUCGGACUCCUAUCUGUCUCAUCCUACUCAUUCCUCGUUUCCAUUACCCAGCGCCAGCAGGUCGCCCAGAUUCGCGGCCAACCCAUUUAUGUCGUCACCAAUGUUGCCGUCAUCCCUAUAUCCUCCCAAGCAGAUGCCACACACGCAAUCGCACAGGCCCGGAAAGAAGUGACACAAGAAGAGCCCGAUCUUGACUCGGGCUCUGACGAGGAUAUACCGGAUAAUGCCACUGAUGGCGCAGAAACGGAGAUCGGAAGCGUGUCCACGUCCCCUGCUCAGACCUACCACGCCCGCGGCAUGAGUGGGGGAAGUAUCGCUGAAGAUGUGAUUGAGAAACGAGUUCGGUUUGGUCGAUUUGCCGCCAACUGGCUCUCUCGUAAGAAUCUCGGUCUGCCACGGCCCGGUGCAUUGGAGAAUGACGAUGUGCCCGAGUCGCCCUUUAAUGAUAGCCCUCGAUUGUCUGGGGAAGGUUCCGAAGGAACCAGUGAAGCUACUGAUCCCGCUGCUCCGCAAGAUGCAGGUGUUGCUCAGGAUGAGGCAGACCGUCCAGGGUCUGAUCAGGCGACAGAGCUGUUGCCGAAGCUGCUCCGAUAUACGAAGUUGUUGUUUUCUUCGCACAAUUUCUUUUUUGCGUAUGAUUAUGACCUCACACGCCCAUUAAAUGCACAGGAGAACCGAAAGGCGCAGCUGCCUCUCCACAAGAUGGUGGAUCCAUUGUACUUUUGGAAUAAGCAUCUCAUGUCUACAUUUAUUGACAAAGGUGCACAUGGAUUCAUUCUUCCCUUGUUGCAAGGAUUCGUGGGUCAGCGAGAGUUCACAGUCGCUAACACUGAGAAGCCCGCGGACGAAUCUGUCAGUGAGAAACUCACUGAAGGCCGGAUACUGGGUGAAAGCCAGGAGGCCGAAGCUGUGGAGACCACGGCACCUAAGCGGAACUUUCUUUUGACUCUCAUUUCACGACGCUCAGUUAAUCGCCCCGGGUUACGCUACCUCCGUCGUGGUGUGGAUGAUGAAGGAAACACGGCCAAUACCGUCGAGACGGAGCAAAUCCUCUCAACACCAGAUUUGGAUCCUUCUCACAAUGCCUACUCAUAUCUGCAGCUGCGAGGCUCGAUCCCAUUGUACUUCUCCCAGUCGCCAUAUGCUCUCAAACCUAUCCCGGUGCUGCACCACUCCGCUGAAACAAACCAGCUUGCGUUUGCAAGACACUUCCGAGAACUGAGCCGGAGAUAUGGCAAAAUUCAGGCUGUUUCUCUAAUUGAUAAACAUGCUGGUGAACUCAAGCUGGGUGAGCAAUAUGAAAGAUAUGCUGGGGUUUUCAAUGAAGCGGGUGGCAUUGAUGGCACACCACUGCGUUUGGAGUGGUUCGACUUCCAUAACGAAUGUCGGGGUAUGAAAUUUGAGAAUGUCUCACACUUGGUCGACCGCGUGAAAGGAACUUUGGACGAAUUCGGUUAUACCAUUGUCAAAGAUGGUGCAUCGUUGUGUCGCCAGGCAGGUAUUGUUCGCACGAAUUGCAUGGACUGCCUGGACCGCACAGGAGUUGCGCAAUGUGCUUUUGGGCAGUGGGCUUUGGAGCUCCAGCUGCAAAAUGAAGGCAUCCAUAUUGACUUGGGUGGAGACUCAUCGACUCAAUGGUUCAAUACGCUCUGGGCGGAUAAUGGCGAUGCUAUCUCGAAACAGUACUCGUCCACAGCUGCGCUGAAAGGAGACUACACGAGAACCAAGAAGCGAGACUACCGCGGAGCUCUCAACGACUUAGGUCUUACGCUCUCGCGCUACUAUAAUAAUAUCGUCAACGACUAUUUCUCUCAGGCCUGCAUCGACUACCUUCUCGGAAAUGUUUCGACGCGCGUCUUUGAUGAGUUCGCCAUCGAGCUGCAAACCACCGACCCAGGCAUUUCAGUCGGCAAGAUUCGCCAAAAUGCCAUUGACACCAGCUGCAAGAUUGUCAUCAGCAGUCCCACGGAAGAAUUCCUCGGCGGCUGGACCAUGCUUACCCCCCGCCAACCGAACACCCUUCGCACCCUUCCCUUUGAAGAGUCCGUCUUGCUUCUCACCGAUGCAGCCGUGUACAGUUGCCGCUUCGACUGGGAAACAGACAAAGUACUCUCCUUCGAGCGAAUUGACCUCCGCUCCAUCUCCCGCAUCCACUACGGUACAUACAUCACGUCUAUUCUAACAGAUAGCCAGUCCGACGAACGCAGCAACGUCGGUCUGGUCAUCGUUUACCGCGACGGCGACUCCAAUGCCCUGCGCGUCAACACCCGCUCCCUGCAGACCAACGUCCCUUCGGAGAAUCUCGAAGCCACUGCCAGCUCGAACGGAGAAUGGGAUCUGGUCUCUUGGCUGCGUGGGACGAAGCGUGCCACCACGCGAUUUGUGGCGUUCAAGUCACUCCCCGUCUCGAAUCCGGCCGCUAGCCCUCGUCUUGGUCCCACUGGCGGCAGUGUGAGGGAGCUGGAUCGAGUCCGGACCAUCUGCCAGGAUAUCGAGCGGGCGAUGCUGGCCGGGGAUGGUCAGAAUAUGGAUUCGGCCUCUUGCGUUGAGAGCAUGAAUAUAAUCUCCCUGGCGGAUGCGAAGAAGCGAACGGGGUUCUUGGAGUAUCUUGUCUAUGAUGUUAAGAAGCUGGUUUGGGCUUAG